AUGACGCUUGAUGGACCUGAGAUUGGCACGCUGGUGGCUGUCGUGGACAGAGCGAAGAACCUUCCCAACCGAAGAACAAUGGGCAAACAGGACCCUUACUGUGCUAUGAGAUUGGGUAAAGAUGCCAAAAAGACAGACACAGACAAAAGAGGUGGCCAAACGCCGAGAUGGGACCAAGAGCUCCGAUUUACCGUCCACGACUCGCCUGACUACUACAAAUUGAAGUGCUCCGUGUUCAACGACGAUAAGAAGACUGAUCUCAUCAGUGAGACUUGGAUCGAUCUGCAAGAUGUCAUCGUUCCUGGUGGUGGGCAGAGCGAUCAAUGGCGGCAGCUGAACUUCAAAGGGAAAUAUGCAGGAGAUAUCCGAAUCGAGCUGACAUAUUACGACACAAGACCCAAGCCAGACUUACCGAUGGAAUUGAAAAACAAAAGAGACAAGUCGAACUCGAUUGCCAGUGACGCCACAAGCACUGCUUCUGGUCUGCGUCAACUUGGGCCUCGAGAGAUCAAGAGACGCCCUCUCCCACCCGGGCCCGGCGGCUCUUCCUCGCCAGUCUCGACUCCCACCACAGCCUUUGAGCGUUGGCCAGCAGAAGAACAGCCUGAGUUGUACGGAAACCACGGAUACACCAAUUCCAAUCCUCCACCUCGUCCACCGAAGCAGAAGUUUGUCCCCGAGACUCCCGACGAUGUUGGUUAUGACCUUGACCCUCAAUUCGGGCCGGACUCGUAUGAGCCACAAUACGACUCCAGCCACGUAUAUCAGGAAAGACUCGCUUCAAACGACUUCCAGAAUCUCGAACCAUCAAUUGCCACUUACUCUGAAUCAGAACCAUUCCCCGAAGAUGCUUAUCAGAGGAGGCAGCUUCCAGCUCAGCCCAUACAAUCACGACCAGUAUCAGAGCUACCUCAACCGGACCAACACUUCCAAUCAUCUUCACAGCCGCCAUACGACGUAUUAAAUCGCUCCUCAUAUCGUUCCCCGCCAGCGACACCUCCAGUAGCAGCAGCGCAAAAUCAGCAAUGGAACGGCAGGCCGAGCGCAUCUCCCACAAAAUAUGCGGCAUACAGGGAUAGUCCGCUCCGGCAGUCAAUUAGCCAGGCCGACAUGCUGCCAAGUGUGCCUAUUUAUCCCGACCAGCGGUUCGACGAAGACGAGCCUCCCCCACCACCUCCAGCUCACAGGGGUCAAAUAUCGCGUAUAACGAAGCUGCCAUCAGCGCAGUACGAAGAUUCUCACGAUCAACCUGUCCUGCCCGUCUCGAUAAAUGCGCCUUAUGGAGACCCCUAUGGACAGCAGUCCCCGCGGACGCCUAUGAAAUUUCAGACAGUGGAGGAGAGAAGCCCACUGCAGAGGCUUGAGCACGAGUAUGAUCAGUCCCAGACGACAACUCCUCCCACACAAGAAAUGCAUCGCCAAAUGCAGGUUUAUGAGCCCUACGUGCCCAGUCAAUUCGUCGACCAUGAUCGAUAUCCAAUUUUUGCUACUGAGAAGCGAAAAUCCAACAACUACGACUUCCACCAACUUCGAUCAACUGCUUCUGCCGAUGACGCAGCACCUUUAGAGCAGCUUCCAAACCACGAUCUCAUCCAGCAGCAGUACCAAGAAAGAGCUCGAGACAAUCUCAGGCACUCCACGGGCUAUGCAGCACCGCGCAGAGCGCAGACAUUCGAUAACUACGAGCUACAGGAGGGAAGAUACGCGCGCAAAUCUGACCUCGUUGUCGUGCGUCCACGGCCUAUCAGUCCCAAUCCUAAUCACACUAUCCCACGAAAAUCCAUCACACCGACUCCUGAUGAUCGCCACAACAUAGGCACGGUCCCAUAUGGUCCCGACUCCUAUGAUAGUUUCAACCGUGGAACUAGUCCCACUGUCAGCAAUGGCGGAUAUUCGGCACCGGAAGACGCACUAGAGGCAGCCAGGCAGAAAGACGCCGACAAGCUGCAAGAUCAGGGUCCAAUCAUUGGGAAUGAUGGACGGGUAAUCGACCCAUCAGAUCAUCUUCCGGCCGAUACGUGGGCGCCAGAGCCUGAGAGGAAGCAACGCCGACCGGAGCAUGUCAUCAAAAUCCGUACAAGAGAGGAAGCCAGAUUACACAGGGGCGCUGGCUCGUCGCCUGCUUCUGGAAGGCCGCAUUCGAUCGCAACUUCUCCAUUCCAGUCUUCUCCUCAUGGACCUACAUCGUCACCGUAUCACUCAUCUCCGUCCGCAGCUCCGAGUCCCCAACAAAUAGAAUCACCUAGUGGUCGCAAUAGGCUAAGGAAACCCAUACCUCAGCGCCCCCUCCCUACAGAACCAUACACGCAUCCUCACUCAAGCCCCGCUGUGCCGACCUUGCCUUCAGUGGACUCCCGACCAAGUCCAUCAAGUCACCGGUAUACCAUUGGUUCCUCUCCAGUGGGCGGACCACCUCCGCGACCUCCAUUCUCAGAGUAUCAGGCCCCUACAGCAAGCAACCAUAGUCCUCGUUCUGGUGGUGGUAGCAGUCCACAAUAUGCUCUCGAGUACCAACCAGAGUAUACCCGGCAAACGCCCACAAGAAUGCCGUACAAUAACAGGCAGCAGCCUGAGAUGAUGGGUUAUGGCGGGAGAGCGCCAUAUGGCGAGGACAAUCCAUUAGCGCUUGAGCUGAGUAGGAUUGACAUUGGGCCUUCAAUGAGCAGGACUACAUUGAGACCCCAAAAGGCGUACGGUGCAUAUUAG
Messenger RNA from Cladophialophora yegresii CBS 114405, 2706 nucleotides. RefSeq lists its product as uncharacterized. The record is from RefSeq and is a predicted model, not a curated record. The transcript is spliced from 2 exons. Bases 1 to 2706 code for a protein of 901 amino acids. Lineage: Eukaryota; Fungi; Ascomycota; Eurotiomycetes; Chaetothyriales; Herpotrichiellaceae.